Trichoplusia ni (cabbage looper) is the source of this 6784-nucleotide messenger RNA. RefSeq names its product zinc finger protein castor homolog 1-like (gene cas). The record is from RefSeq and is a predicted model, not a curated record. Gene Ontology annotation, biological process: regulation of neuron differentiation; positive regulation of transcription by RNA polymerase II. Gene Ontology annotation, molecular function: RNA polymerase II transcription regulatory region sequence-specific DNA binding; DNA-binding transcription factor activity, RNA polymerase II-specific. Bases 785 to 5731 code for a protein of 1648 amino acids. NCBI's taxonomy places the organism in Eukaryota, Metazoa, Arthropoda, Insecta, Lepidoptera, Noctuidae. Gene Ontology annotation, cellular component: nucleus. The transcript has 25 exons.
AAACGCAUUCGAAGAAUCGAUUAUUUUCGAUAACACAGUAACGCGGCCGUGUUGAUUAUUAUGAUUCGUACAAAUUAAACCGUGUAUUGUUUUAAAUAUUUCGACAUUGUCGGAAUUCUAUUGUGUGACUCUUAAUUGUUUAAUGUUUUGCUUAAUCUAGGGCUUUGUCGAGAUGAAUCCGUUUGGGUUUACAUUUUUGUCGUGAUAUAAACAAUUGAUAUUUUCGCGGAGGAGCCGAGCGUGGUUUUUAUGAAUGUUUUUGCGUGUCGGCCGCUGGUGGGGGAAGGGUGGGGCCUCGGUAGACUCGUCCCUCUCUAGCCAGUAUUUUGAUUUAGUUUCCGAGUCUUACGCAGAUGUGGCAAUUUUUUCAGUCGCGUGAGUAAAUCGCGCGCGGCUGUUACAUUUGCCGUGUUUCGGACUAUUAUUUUUUUAGUUUCGACUUCGCGACUUAGUAUUGAAACUUUUUAUUUCAGGUGUCUAUUAUUAAAAGUUAGUACAAAAGACUUUGAUUUGAGUUUAAGACUGUGUUGUAAACUGUGGUCAGUGUGAGUGACACUAUUUAUGGUGAUAAACACAAGUGACGUUGUGCAUGACCACCUCAUUGUUACACCGAGUUAAUAUCAAGUUUGGAUGUCUUAGAUUAAGAUGAUGCACAGUUAUUAGCUGAUCUCGAAGACUGAUUAAAUUAUUUAUUUAGCCAAUUAGGAAAUGAUAGAUCCAUGAAGUUUCUCCCCAGGACGGACUCGUUUCAGGUUGUGGUCCUCGAAAGAGUCCAAAUACUGCAAUGACUACUGCGAUGGCUGCGCACCAGGAAUCUAUCCACGAGAGACUCCAGCCCACGCCCGAGGAGCCGCUGUACCUGCACCAUGAGGCGUCGUCGUGGCCCGAGUCCAACGACCACCAGGAGGAGCACAGCGCCGACAUGUCCCCCUACUACAACAUGCCAAAAAGAAACAAGAGGAAAAACUUCAAGCCCAGAUGCGCUCCCAACACAACGGCCUUCUCUGACGACUCCAAUGGAGCAAACUGUGACGACACAGGCAGCCCUAUCAACGGAAACGAUAGAACUACCCCCGAACAAGUGGGUGAUGACGAUAAGGAUGAUGGAAAUUAUGCUAAAAUUGGCGUCAAAAACUUCAGUCUCCUAAAAGGAGGCGCAGUCGACCUUAGCAGAAGACUGAGCACAGACUCUAACGAAAACAUAGACUCAAAUUACCAAAAUAGGUUACCUGAGGAUAAGAAAGUAGAUUCGUUUCAACAUUCGUACAUACAUAGUUUACAAAUAAACCAAGGCGCCGAGAGAGAUCGGACCGUCCUGAACUUUAGUAAUUUACAAAAUAAGACGUUUUGUGCCAAAAAUCCGUUCGCUAUAUCUCAACUUAUAAAGACUAACUCUCCACCGAGAAGAAGGGAUUCGGAUUCAGAUGAGGACAAAGGUCAGGAUAUAAAUGCAAAUGAGAGACUGGAAGAGAAUCAGGAACAGAUGGACACGACUGAGACGCAACAGAACGGUGACGCAUCGAACGCUACCAACAGAAUCUUACGAGAUUACGCAAUGAAUACCAUGAAAGAACUGCUUGGUAUUUACGGCCUGUCUUCUAAUGAAGUAGCUGAUGCUAUCAGUGGACAGAUUAGAGCGUUAGAAGCAUUGCAAGGAAAACCAUUCACACAGUUGCCUUUGAGUUUGAAGAGGAGACAUGACUCUGGUAUGGAGGACGGGACUGAUCGCAGUCUCAGGAGAUCUUCAUCAGCUACUGAAGAUGAGGGAUCAACUAAUAUCACACCACCGAAAACCCCUGACAAUGACAUCGAAGCUCAAAGACAAAGAGCCUUACAAAUAAUAAACCAGCAGUCGAUGAGACUGUUCAACAGAUCUCAAGGUCAGGAAGAGGAUGGGAGCGGAUCUGAUGAUGGAGAGCAAACUCUUGACCUUAGCGUAUCAAGAGAUACUGAUGGACAGGAACAAUCGGCGACCUCGAGUGCCGCGAACAGUGUGUCGGAGUUUGAGCAACAAAACCUUCUGAUGAGGAAGAAUUUAGAAGAUCUAGCCAAUUUACAAAUGCAGGGUUUCUUCCAAAAACAAUCAUCGAUGGACGCAGACGACUCACAAGAGCGGAAAUUGCAAGCAAGUGGAUUGCUUUCGGCGUUGAACCACUUGGACCAGGCGAGGAAGAAUUCUUUGCAUACAACGGUCGAUUACUCUAGAUACGUUAAGAGGUACAGUUCGACUCUAGAAUGUGGCUCAUCGUACUGCAAGGAUCUUGGGUACCGGGAACACUUCCACUGCAUGGACUGCACCGGCAGGGUCUUCUGCAAGAAAGAAGAGAUGAUCAGGCACUUCAAGUGGCACAAGAAACGCGACGAAUCUUUAGCUCAUGGCUUCAUGAGGUAUUCUCCUCUGGAUGACUGCUCUGAAAGGUUCACCGACUGCCCUCACAACCGCAGCCAGACCCAUUACCACUGCAUUCAAGAUGGCUGCGAUAAGGUAUACAUAUCAACAUCUGACGUGCAAAUGCACGCUAACUACCACCGAAAGGACUCCGCGAUUCUCCAAGAAGGUUUCCAGAGGUUCAGGGCCACUGAGAGUUGUGCUGCUCCUCACUGCGUCUUCGCCGGCCAGCGGACCACGCACUUCCACUGCAGAAGACCCGGAUGCACAUACACCUUCAAAAACAAGGCCGAUAUGGAGAAACAUAAAACUUAUCAUAUAAAAGAUGAGGCGCUUUCUAAGGAUGGCUUUAAGAAGUACAUGAAGAAUGAAGCCUGUCCUUACCGCGACUGCCGGUUCAGCAAGACCUGCAACCAUAUCCACUGCAUCAGACCGCAUUGCAACUAUGUCCUGCACUCCAGCAGCCAGAUCUUCACUCAUAAGAGGAAGCAUGAGAGGAAGGAACAGGAAAUGAGUUUCGGGCUACCUACUUCGGUGAUCCAAAGUGCCUUAAUGCAGCAAGGAGCUGAUCUGAGCAUGUACUCCCCUGGGGGAAACCUUCACAUUGAUGAUGAUAUGUCCAAUCCCAUGAUGGACUCGGACUACCCGCAUCCAUUCAACCCUGCGUUAGUUGAAGAGGUAUCUAGAAAGUACAUAGAAACCUUUAAUGGAGGUAAAGAGGCUGAAGACAAGUGCAGUAAAUGUAGCGCUUUUAAUAAGCACUAUCAUUGCUUAGCUGAUGGCUGCAAAAUGGCUCAUAGUUGUCACACCACAAUGGUGAAACACGUAAUGGAGCACGAGCAACAGAACCAGGUGACCGACGCCUACUUCGUUACAUACACGCGCAACAACCCAUGCACGAACUCAGCGUGCCAACACAUCAGAGACAUCACGCAUUACCACUGCACCUGGGAGAACUGCGGGGCAGUCAUCCUGUCAUCCGAAGAGCAUCCAUUCAGACGCCUUGAGCAUCAUCGCCAGCAUGCGAUAUUGAGCCCUAUGUCUCCAAACUUAGCGUCUAGAUUUGCUCCGAACUUCACACCACAACUGUCGGCUCAGCUGCAUCCUAAUAUGGCAGCGCAACUUGGUCAGGUACCAAACCUGCCAAACCUUCCACCGAACUUGGCGCAGCUGGCUCAAAUGGCACCAAGUUUGACGUCACAGUUGACUCCUAACUUGCAAGCUCAAUUAAAUCUAGGACCGAGUCCUGGAGUUGUUCCACAACAGGUCAACCCGUCAAGUUCGUUGGAUGAAAUGUUCAGUAGAAAGAGGGGAAGACCCCCAAAGAACAGAGUUGUUGAAGUCUGGACUGGAAAUGAGACUCCUCAAGCCAUAUUCACGUCGUUCAAAUUACCUAAGAGUAACCAAUUACCGCCUGUUGCACCAUCUCCUGUCAUUCCAACGAUUGAGGAAUUCCCUCGCAUCAAGUUCCAACACUUCGAAGUGUUCACAAGCAUGGACACCUGCUCAUCCUCCUACCCUGGCUGUCAGCUCCGCAUGACUAGACUACAUCUCCACUGCUUCAACUGCAGCUUCGCUGGAGAAACUCACGUCAUCAUGGAGACUCACAUGAGGGAAGCGCAUGGCGUCAGCCCACUUGUAGAGGGCUUCGACCACUUCUCCUCCUUCGACCAAUGUGGUGGAAAGAGCUGCUUCAAGAACCAGUUGAGGUCACAUUUCCACUGCGCUCAAGGAAAUAAUUGCCCAGCAAUUUUGACUCAAUAUUCAGCAUUGGCGACGCAUAAGCAUGGAAGGGGAACUCCAGUUAUUAAGAGUGAAACGGAACAAGAGAGGCAGUUUGAAGAAGCUAAAGAUUAUUCUUUGAAGGAAAGGGGAUCAGUUGAUAGCGUUGGUUCUAUGAAGGAGCCUAAUGAGUCGUUCACACCAACAAACUUCUCUAUCAAGAGUGAGUUUGAAAGAGAACAAGAUAGCGUGUCCGUAGUAAAAGCGACAGGAACCUUCUAUCCGUCCUCGCAUCUUCGUAGUAACACAUCAUCUCCAUCACCAAGGAGUAUCUACGAUGCGUCUCCAUCAAAGGACAUGAAGCCUCGUAUGGAGUAUGACCAGAAAAAGGCUUUCGAACCCCCAAAGGUCACUGGACCUACAAUCCCACCGUCAUGCCAUGACCAGACUUGUCCAUUGAACAAGAACACGACGGGAAUGAACCUGCACUACCACUGCCCGCAUUGCAGUCAGGCGUAUGUGGACUUGAAGUUACUAUUUAGUCACAUGGUGAAGAAGCACAGUAAUACUAUGGAGCCUGGACCUGUGGGAUUGGCUGCUACUAAGGAGACUUUGGAACGGGAAUAUCCUGAGAUAUCGAUACUACCGUCAACCGCGUCAUCAUCAGCUACCAGCCAGGUGCCGUCACCCAGUCAUAGUCAGCGACCACCGAAUCCUGCUGAUCAGGUACAGGCCGUUCAAAGUCUUCUUCUUCAGCAAUACUUGGCUGGUGGAAGGAAAGGAAGUCUGCAAGAGCAGCUGAAGAUGCAACAACAGUACACAGCGUCCUUGGCUGGUUUGCCAGGACUGGCACAAGUUGCCUUAUUUUCACAGGGUGGUUCCCCAUUCCCUCUGUAUCCAACAAUGCUGUAUCCACCGGAGCUCUUGCUAGAGCAGAGUCUGCUGCAAGGUCAUGGGCUACCUCCGGGCCUGGAUAAAGAGGCUGAAAUGAUUGCGAAAACGCGAACGCAUACGACGCGUGGCCCGCAUAUGCGCGUCAUGAAGGACGAGCCCAUACCUGAAGGGUACCUCCGGUUCCGGUUCAACGAGGACUGUGCUUACCAGCACUGUGGAUACAGGGAGCAUCAAACACACUUCCAUUGCACAAGGAAGGACUGCGGUUACUCAUUCUGUGACAAAACUAGAUUUGUUCAACACACAGCUAGACAUGAAAGACUGGACACACUUAUGGGUGGGGACUUCCAGCAGUACAGAGCUAACGUGUACUGCAAGCGGCCCGAGUGCCCACACGCCUCGACUUUCGGUAAUUAUCACAUUCGCCAGAACAAGGCUUCUCACUUCCAUUGCCUGAAGUGCGACUUCGUCUGCACCGACACCAACAAGGUGGUCGCCCAUCGUCGUCAGCACCAGAAGCUGGACUCCAUCCAGGCUGCCGGCUUUGAGAAGUUCCCGCCUAGCAAAGGUUGUGGCUACGAGCCCCAAUGCAUCCACAGCAAGAAACAAACCCACUACCACUGCUUGCAAUGCGGCUUCGCCGUCCUCGGCCUAUCCCAGAUGACGUCACACAAGUACAAACACCAGGAAGCGAACCUUGGACCCUCGACUAGUGGUACCAACUGACCUGAAAGACAUGUAGACUUAACCAGUGAAAGACUUAGUCAAAAAUAUUGACGUUGCGAGUGAACAUGUGAAUUAUUUAACUUUCUGUCUGUAAUCAGACUGGAUGAUAUUCGGAAGUGCCUAGAGUCUCAUCAAGGGUGUAUCUAACCUAAUCUGAAAUACUGGCUUUACUAUAGGAUGGGGAUAGCAAACUGCCAUAGCUCUUGGUCUAUCGCAUUUUGGGCAAAAGGACCAGACGGCUCUGUUCGACAAACAGUCGAUUGUAGCCUCAUCUCUUGUACUACAGAAGCCAUCAAUUCAUUAGUUUAGUGUCCCUCGAAAUAUUGUGCCUUAGUCACAAAACCGGAAUGAAACCUAGUGGCAAAUAUUUUUGUGCCAAAACACAAAAUUAGUUAUAAACUAUUGUUGAAUUUAUUGAAGCGAUUUAUGGUUAGCAUGAGGCGUAUGUUUAGAGUAUUUUCCUACAAAUGUAUGAACAAAUAUUGUGAAUAACCUGUAGAUGCAACUGCAUGCAUGUUUAUCUUGUUUUAACAACAACCUUGGAUAGAAGGACCAAUUUUUGGCAGCUUUUUGAAAGUGGUCUUUUCUGGUUCCAAAAAGGAGUAGCGAUUAUUAAAAUGAUUAAUGAAACUCCAAAGGUUGUUGGUAAAAUACAGACAGACAGAUAAAAAAUAUUUUAAAGUGUGUAUUUCCUAAAUCCUGACCAAUCUUAGUUGUUAGUUUAUAUAAAAUAUUUAUAUUUAUUACUUCCCCAUGAAAAAGACAUUUUUACGAAUAGUAUUAUUAAAUGUAGAACUUCGUGAAAUUAUAAAAAAAAAUAUUAAGGCAAUAAAAUUUGGGUUAAGAACGCCACAUUGUGCCUGGAGGGUUAAAGUCAUGACAAUAUCAUAUUUUGUGAUAAAUUCUGAUAGAAAAAUACUCAUUUACAUAAAUACCAACUCAUUUAAUGGCCAAAAGGACCUCACUAUCAGAGGUUAUCGCAAAACAUAUUAGUUUUACAAUCGAAAAAAAUAUAUUUAAUAAAAAUCAUAUUUAAUAAAAAAAAUGGUCAAU